UUGAAGUAAAUAAAGUUUUUGCAGCUAAUGUGUUUCUAACUAGUUAAUUUAAAUCAUCAUCUGUAUAUAUUAAAAUUUUAUUCAUAUUCAUUAAAAAUAAAUGACGAAAUGGUGAAUUGUACGGUCUGUGAUCAAAAUACUGGAAAAUAUAAGUGUCCAGUUUGUAGAGCACAAUAUUGCUCAGUACCAUGUUGUAAAAAACACAAAGAAGAAAACUGCAAGCCAAAUCAGAUCACCGAAAAAAAUGAAACAGUUGAAACUACAACCAAAGAAUCACAAAAAAAGCCAGAAUUCGUAACUGAAGAUACAGUCCCCAAUGAAUUAUUAGAGCGAUUACGUGAAUCUAAAAAACUUAAAGAAAUGUUUAAAGUUUCUGAUUUAAAAAAAUUGUUAAAUUAUGUUGAUAAAUCCGAUAAUCCUUAUAAAGAUGUACAGACUGCAAUGAGAGACCCAUUAUUUACUGAAUUUGUUGAUGAAUGUUUAAAAAUUGUGGAUCCUUUACAGAAUCAACAAGAUUUUUAAACUUAAUCUUUUAUUAAUUGU
Messenger RNA from Chrysoperla carnea, 543 nucleotides. Its product is annotated as zinc finger HIT domain-containing protein 3. The transcript is spliced from 3 exons. Gene Ontology annotation, molecular function: protein binding. The record is from RefSeq and is a predicted model, not a curated record. The coding region runs from base 109 to 522 and encodes 137 amino acids. NCBI's taxonomy places the organism in Eukaryota, Metazoa, Arthropoda, Insecta, Neuroptera, Chrysopidae. Gene Ontology annotation, biological process: maturation of LSU-rRNA from tricistronic rRNA transcript (SSU-rRNA, 5.8S rRNA, LSU-rRNA); box C/D snoRNP assembly; snoRNA localization. Gene Ontology annotation, cellular component: pre-snoRNP complex; nucleus.